AUGACCCGUGAGGAUUCGCCCAACCCAGUUUCUGAUGACGAUCAACAGUACGGCCCUGAGACAUUGGAAGAACCGAUGGGUAGCCUCUACGAGGUGACACGACUUAGGAAUGUCCGAAGUAACCAAGCAAACACGCCGCAACCAAUACCAGCCGACGAUAGCAAGUUGGAUGAUUUCAUAUCCCGCGGAGCUAUAUCUGAAGAGAAGGCCGAGGAGUUGUACAACAUCUUCCUCAAGACUCUGAAUCACUACCUCUGGGUUGGCCUCGAACAGGUUCAUCCAUCAUGGACAUCGGUGCGCAAGUCGUCCGAACUCCUGGCAGCCACCAUCCUGACAGUCACUGCGCUGCACAUACCAACAUCGUCUGACAUCUUCGACGUCUGCUACAACGAAUUCCUCUCGCUUGUGUCAUCCUCCAUGUUUUCUCGCUAUCACUCGGUCGAUGAUGUUCGCGGCUUAUGCAUAUCAGCGUUCUGGCUAUCAGAGCACUCGUGGAAGCUGACAGGCCAUGCUAUACGUAUUGCAACUGAGCUCGGCAUCCACCAAUCUUUCAUACACGCACUCGAGGGCGACAAGGAACACUUUCUGAGGGCAAGGCUCUGGUAUAUGCUUUACGUUUGCGACCGUCACUUUAGUAUUGCUUAUGGUCGACCUCCUACUGUCGCGGAAAGUGUUCAAUUACGGGAGUAUGAACUGUUCCUAGCCAGCCCCUUCUCUGGUGUGCUCGACAUCCGGAUCCUGAGUCAAGUCAACCUGAUGCAGAUUUUGACCCGUGUCUACGAACGAUUCUCUGAACGUCCUCUUCCGAUCAUCGAAAGGGCUUGUGCAGCCAACGGGAAAGCGACCAAGGCCAAUGAGCCAUCAGGAGUUAAAGGGCCACCGAAGAUCUCUGCGGCAAUGCUUGCUGAAUCCGACUUCGACACCCUCCGAAGCUUCAACGUCGAAGUUGAUCACUGGCGUAUGCGAUGGUACCCUCGACAACCACCCAGCCCUUUCAUCGGACAGUUCACAAACAAGGGAGUGAUUCUCUACUCAUACUUCGCCAAGCUUCAGAUCAACUCCCUCGCGAUCCGCGGUGUAUCGAUCAACUCCGACAAGUUGUCGACGGAGCGCAAAGAGUUCGCCAAUAUGGCAAUCUCAGCUGCCUCGAGCAUUUUGACACUGGUUCAGGAAGAGGAAGACUUGAGAAGGGCCCUAGUCGGAACGCCUCUAUACGUCCACACCAUGAUUACCUUCGCGAGUGUCUUCCUGAUGAAGGUAGCUGCUAAGUGGGGCAGCAUUAUGGGACUCAACAUCGAUUAUGCUAAUGUAUCUCGCCUCCUGGAUAAGAUGGACAAGGACUAG
Messenger RNA from Colletotrichum chrysophilum, 1344 nucleotides. RefSeq lists its product as uncharacterized. Gene Ontology annotation, biological process: regulation of DNA-templated transcription; DNA-templated transcription. The transcript has 3 exons. The coding region runs from base 1 to 1344 and encodes 447 amino acids. Gene Ontology annotation, molecular function: DNA-binding transcription factor activity, RNA polymerase II-specific; zinc ion binding; transcription cis-regulatory region binding. The record is from RefSeq and is a predicted model, not a curated record. NCBI's taxonomy places the organism in Eukaryota, Fungi, Ascomycota, Sordariomycetes, Glomerellales, Glomerellaceae. Gene Ontology annotation, cellular component: nucleus.